AAAUUUUUCUAGAUUUAAAUUACAUGUUUGCUAUGGUUCGCCUCUGUCUACAAAUAUUUGACAUAUGGCCCAAUCCACAUAUAUCAUUGAGUAACAUUCGCUGGCCAAGCGUAAAAUUCAUUAUCAUUAUAUCUACUAUAAGCCUUUAUGUAUCGGUGCCACAAAUAAUGAAUGUGAAACGUGCUUGGGGUAAUGUGACUCGGAUGGUGGAACCUUUUAUCUCCGUAUUCUACAGUAUGUUGGCAGUGUUCAAAUUGCUUGUUACCUGGUAUCACAACAAGACUUUACAGCCGCUGAUACUAUCGAUCAUAACUGAUUGGAUGACUUCGACCAGCAACUGGGAACGAAAUACAAUGCUGAGAAUUACAAGACGUGGCAGAAACUUAUCCUUUAGAUGUUGUUUAUCUGUGAUAGGCUUGACUAUAAUUACAUUUUACUUUCAUAUUCUGAAAAUCAUUAAGACUAUACACCAGCCUCAUCGACACCUUCUCUAUCCAAUAGAAAACAUUCAAAAAACUCCGAUUUAUGAAAUCACAUAUAUAAUUCAAAUAUCCUGCGGCUUUUGUUCCGUCCUCGCUAACUACACUGUCGACAAUUUUGUAUCGAUACUCGUGCUACACAUGUGCUCACAGCUGAUAAAUUUGCGGACGACACUUAAUAAUCUGGUCAACGAAAUAGCUAACAAAUCUACAUCUUCCUCGAGAUUUAGGGAAGGAUUAAUUAUAAUCGUUGAACGACAUGAGCAUCUUAUCAGAGCACUAAAAUGGCGUACAGCGUGUUUGAAUGCAGAUGGUAUGAUCUACCGCCGAAAGAUGCAAAAGACUUAAUGUUCAUUGUAUAUCGAUCAACGAUACCCCUUAGAUUGACAGCUGGAAAAUUUGGAACGUUUUCGAUAGAAAUGUUUGGAUCACUAUCAAAACGGCAGCGGGAUAUUUAUCGACACUGCUAACAAUAAGAGGUUAAAGAAAACGAUACUGAAGGGAUGAUACUAAAGGAAUGAAUUUCAUAUAAUUGAUUACGGCAUCAAUUUUUUAACAAUAAAAUAAAUAGAUAGACACUCUGUUGUAACACUUUUGAAUUAGAAAAAUACACACGUAGCAAGUUAAAUGAU
Messenger RNA from Solenopsis invicta (red fire ant), 1111 nucleotides. RefSeq lists its product as uncharacterized. The transcript has 4 exons. Gene Ontology annotation, cellular component: plasma membrane. Gene Ontology annotation, molecular function: odorant binding; olfactory receptor activity. Gene Ontology annotation, biological process: sensory perception of smell; detection of chemical stimulus involved in sensory perception of smell. Lineage: Eukaryota; Metazoa; Arthropoda; Insecta; Hymenoptera; Formicidae. The coding region runs from base 24 to 827 and encodes 267 amino acids. The record is from RefSeq and is a predicted model, not a curated record.